CACUUAAGCAAACCCGCGUUGCAAGCGCGUUGCUUGCGCUCAAGCCAAAGCCUUACAUGCACAUUGGCCGCAGCCGAACCCAUGGGCAAGCUAGCGCGCGGCUUGGUGGAGCAGGCCAAGGCUGCCAAAGACUCAGGCGACAGCCACGGUGCUGCAGAGCUGCUGCAGAAGGCCGCCCGUGGAAAGGGAGCGCAGGCGGAGGUAGCUCGUUAUGAGCUGGCCCUGCUGAACGCCCAGCUGGGCCGACACGAGGAGGCUGACCGUUGGCUGCGCUCGCUGGGCUUCACGUGGAAGCUCAGCCCGCAGCUGUUGGACGGCACCGCCUUGGCCGGUCCUCGUUGCGCAGGCGAGGAGUUCCAAGUGGUGGCCUUCGACCAUGCGCUGCCCGGAGAGCUGCUGGCGACCUUGCAGGACGCCUUCGGCCCGGGCGCCGCGUUUUGGACGGAGCACGGCUACCCGACGGAGAACUUCUUCUCCUACAACCAGCCCCUCGCGGAUGAGGGAGCGCUGCCGGCGGCGGCGCGCUGCCUCGAGGCGCUCGCGCAAGACGCCUUCCGCAGCGCAGGUGAGCUCACCUCAGUGGAGUGGUGGGCCCAUCUGCGGCCCGCGGGGAGCGGCAGCGGCCACCAGCUGCACUUCGACCUCGACGAGGUGGCCUUGGCCCAGGCCUGCCAGCCGAGACAUCCGCUGAUCUCCUGCGUCCUCUACCUCAGCGCGAAUGGAGCGACCAGGAGCGCGACCAUGGUCACGGAUCAGAGCCUGGAGCCCAACAGCCGCGCGCAGCGGGCCUGGCUCUGUGAGCCGCGCGUAAACCGAGCGCUGCUGUUCAACGGCGCCCUGCUGCACGGGGUGUUGCCCAUCCUUGGAGCCGCUGAGGCGGAGCCGCGGAUCACACUGAUGCUGGGCCUUUGGGCGUCGAAUCCCUGCUGCUCUCCUGCGCCAGCGCUUGAAGAAAAGUUUGGGCCCAACAUGCGUGUGCCCGAUGCCGGCGCCGGGUUUACCUGGCCGGCAAAGCUGUCCGACGCAUCCAAUGGCCCAAAGCGCCAGCGCCCAGCUCAGGCGGAGCGCGCGGAGCUGUCGGGGCCCAUCAGCCCCGUCUGGUGCCCCGUGCCCUCGGAGCCGUCUCAGUUGGAGACUUCGACGGCGAGCUCGGUGGAUUUCCUCGGGAAAUGGUUCCUGCGCCACGCGCCGGAGAAGCUGCAGCAAUUCGAUGAGGUGGAGGAGGUCUCGAUGGACGAGCUGCAGCGAUUGCGGGCUGAAGCGGACAAAAAGCUGAGCUCGCAGCUGGCGCAGAACUCCUUGGGUUGGCCGCCCGUGGAUCCGGUCAGCAAGGCGCCCACAGGGCUGCGGAGCUUCGUGGUACACGAAGAUCCCCGCAUGGUGGCGGUGCCCCAGUUCCUGAGCAAAGAGGAGUGCGAUCACCUGUGCGAGCUCGCCCAGGGCAGCUGGAUCCGAUCCCUGGUGGGGAAGUUUGCGGACCCCGCAGCUGGACAGACGGACAAAGUCGCCACUGCUGAAGCGCGGACGCGCACCUCCAGCUCAUGCCCCUUGCGCCCUGCGCAGACGGUGCUGGUGCAGCGCAUCGAGCAACGCCUGGCGCAGCUUGCGAAGCUGCCGUUGGAGAACUUGGAGCGCCUGGUGGUGGUGCGCUAUGAGCCGGGCCAGGAAUUUUCGCUCCACCACGACGGGAAGUUUCGGCCUACCACCGUCUUCAUUUACCUCAACGAGCUUCCGGACAAUGCUGGAGGCGACACCUUCUUCCCGCACCUUGGCUUCAGCUUUGUUCCCAGAACAGGAUGUGCCGUGAUGUGGCCCAAUGCCCAGGAAGACGGCUCUGAGGAUAGCCGCAUGGUGCACGCUGGCCGGCCUCCGGCCACUGGCGUAAAGUUCGGAGUGAACUGCUUCUUCAACGUGGACGUCAAACGAGUCGUUUCUUCGCCAAGCAUGACGGUGGCUGCAGAGGAGUGCCCUGCCAUCGACAUCGCCAGCCUGGAAGGCGAUAGAGGCACCUCUGAGAGGAGCCGAACCUUCUCGUUGGGCACCGAGCCGGCCUUGCGGGUGGUCCCCAGCUUCCUGACGCCGGAGGAGGCGGAGGACUUCGAAGCAAAGGGACGCCCGGCGAGCUCGAGCUUCCAAGGCUCCACGGUCACUUUGAGGACCUUCGGUUUCCAAGAGACCCCGUUGGUGGCCCAAGUGGAGGAGCGGCUGACAGAGUGGAAUGAGUUCGCCGCAGCCAACCUUGGGAGUUUGCGCCUGGUCCGCGGCAACACCGGGUUGGGGAUGGGCAACCGGGGCUGUGGGCAGAGGUCUGCCAGCAUUUGCCUCUCCGAGAAGGCCGAAGCUCAUUUCCCGCACCUCGGCGUGCGGGUGGUGAUGCAAAGGGGCGACCUCUUGGAAUGGCCCAAUGCCUGGUUUCAGUCCGAGACAGCGAAGGAGAAGAUCACGGUCGAGGAUUUGCGGACCUCGCACGUGCAUUUAAUUGACGCAGUUCUGCUGGAUGCAAGUUUCCACGACAAGUCUGUGCGGCCCGACAAGGCCUAGGCC
Molecule: messenger RNA, 2544 nt
Organism: Effrenium voratum
Lineage: Eukaryota; Dinophyceae; Suessiales; Symbiodiniaceae
Source: the annotation of a GenBank genome assembly